UUUCCGCCUGUGAAACCGCAGUCGGUGAUGCCAAUAUGCCUUACGAAGUCAUACACCUUGCGGCUAGCCUACAAUUUGCUGGGGUACAGAGUGUAGUUGGGACAUUAUGGAGCGUCAACGAUAGUACUGUGCAGCGCUUAGUGGAGGCAUUCUACAGACACCUGUGCAGGGAUGGCACAAUGAAUUCCAAACGAGCUGCCCGAGCGCUACACCGAGCAGUCCAGUCAUUGGCUGGUGACAAGGACAUGCCCUUGGACCAGCGCAUAGUUUUCAUGCAUAUUGGCAUAUGAUCGAUUUCGUGCGUCUUCAGCCGUGUGUUCGCUAUUUCAGACCUUGGGACUGUAUAAGUACCUCCCGGAUCCCCGAUAUGUACACCGAUAAUCUCGGCUUUGUAUUCUCCAGCCUGUUGCCUCAGAAUCAAACGUGACCGCUUCCAAUAU
Suillus clintonianus is the source of this 440-nucleotide messenger RNA. RefSeq lists its product as uncharacterized. Lineage: Eukaryota; Fungi; Basidiomycota; Agaricomycetes; Boletales; Suillaceae. The record is from RefSeq and is a predicted model, not a curated record. The transcript has 5 exons. Bases 36 to 290 code for a protein of 84 amino acids.